Priapulus caudatus is the source of this 1764-nucleotide messenger RNA. Its product is annotated as deoxyhypusine synthase-like. Gene Ontology annotation, molecular function: deoxyhypusine synthase activity. Gene Ontology annotation, cellular component: cytoplasm. The record is from RefSeq and is a predicted model, not a curated record. Gene Ontology annotation, biological process: peptidyl-hypusine biosynthetic process. Bases 192 to 1289 code for a protein of 365 amino acids. Lineage: Eukaryota; Metazoa; Priapulida; Priapulimorpha; Priapulimorphida; Priapulidae. The transcript is spliced from 10 exons.
GUCAGAUUUUGUAUUACUGUUGCCGGUUGUACUCUGUGUGUGAUUUAUAAUCCUAAUGAUCUUAGUAGGUUGUUGUAGUUUUAGAGUGCAUUUCCGUGUCUUUGAGAAUCAUUACUUGAUUCAACUACUAUUACUACUGCUGAAGGAAAGUGCUGUGGAAUCUGCUGAUAUUUGAUCUGUUGGAAAGCACGAUGGAUAUACCCCCAUGCAUUGCACAGCAGGCCGUGCUUGUUAAGAGUGAGGCAAUGCCGUCCAAUGCACAAGUUGUGAGAGGAUAUGACUUCAGCAAUGGCGUGGAUUAUCAUGCACUGCUUCAGUCUUACCUCACAGUUGGCUUCCAGGCAACUAACUUUGGCUUGGCAGUAGAGGAGAUAAAUAAGAUGAUUGCAAAGAAGAAUGAGCCAUUGCCUUUAGAUCGCAAGGAAGACAUAUACAAACUCAAUCCGACAGGAUGCAAACCAACAAACUGCACAAUAUUUUUGGGUUACACGUCAAAUCUUAUCUCUGCUGGCACGCGAGAGAACAUCAAGUUUCUUGUAGAGAAUAACAUGGUUGAUUGCAUUGUAACGACAGCAGGUGGUGUGGAGGAGGACUUUGUUAAAUGUUUGGCUCCCACCUACAUUGGAGACUUUGCUCUUAAAGGAAAAGAACUACGCAAAAAAGGAAUAAACAGAAUAGGAAACCUCUUGUCUCCAAAUGACAACUACUGUCUAUUUGAAGAUUGGCUCAUGCCUAUAUUAGACCAGAUGGUCAUAGAACAAAAGGAGCAGGGCGUGCGAUGGACACCCUCAAAAAUGAUUGCAAGACUUGGCAAAGAAAUAGACAAUACAGAUUCCGUUUACUAUUGGGCGUAUAAGAACAAUAUACCUGUGUACAGUCCAGCACUGACAGAUGGCUCUCUUGGUGAUAUGCUGUAUUUCCAUUCCUACAAACAUCCAGGCUUGAUAUUAGACAUAGUAGAAGACAUUCGCCUGCUAAACAACCAGGCAGUGUAUGCAAUCAACACCGGUAUGAUAAUCCUAGGAGGUGGAUUAGUGAAGCACCACAUAGCUAAUGCGAAUCUAAUGCGUAAUGGAGCGGACUUCUCGGUGUACAUAAACACGGCACAGGAGAGCGACGGCAGCGACUCGGGGGCGCGGCCAGAUGAGGCCGUGUCUUGGGGCAAGAUAAAGCCAACCGCCACUCCAGUCAAGGUGUUUGCAGAGGUUACUCUCGUGCUGCCCCUUAUCAUAGCAGAGACCUUCGCACGCCAUCACUUUGCCAAGGAAAAAGAUUCCCAAAAGAGCUGAAACUGUUGCGGCAGGUUGGAGAACUGCAUUUUAAACUUUUGUUAUUUAAGAUUUAUUGAAAAUUAUGGUUAUUUGAAAAUUGCUCAUUUAAGUCUUUCAUAUUCAUCAUCAUUUCAGCCUUAACCUGUAAAAUGUCAUAUGGGAUAUCAUUCCCAUCAAGUUCCAAAAUCUUAUAAUCACGUUACCUUUUAAUGGCGCACUGUGUUGCGUAAAGCACCAAUAAUGUAUAUCAAGUUGGCAAAAAGUGUACAAAAACAAUGUUUUCUGCAAUUAUUUAUACAAGCUUUUGCUAUUUCCAAAUUGUUUUGGUAAUUUUAGGUGUCUUUCCCUGUUUGAUGAACACCAUAUGUGAAGUAAAUGGUUAUCUUGCUGUCUAUCAUGCAGCAAACCUUGUUUCAUGAAAGCGUACCACUAAACUGGUACGUACAAAGAUGGAGUUAGCUUGAAACUAUAAAAUUAACUUGUUGAACUCUAA